Nicrophorus vespilloides is the source of this 466-nucleotide messenger RNA. Its product is annotated as endocuticle structural glycoprotein SgAbd-2-like. Gene Ontology annotation, molecular function: structural constituent of chitin-based larval cuticle. Lineage: Eukaryota; Metazoa; Arthropoda; Insecta; Coleoptera; Silphidae. The transcript has 2 exons. The record is from RefSeq and is a predicted model, not a curated record. The coding region runs from base 1 to 405 and encodes 134 amino acids. Gene Ontology annotation, cellular component: chitin-based extracellular matrix.
AUGAAGGUUAUUAUUGUUGCAUUCGCUUUCUUGGCUGUUGCCUUCGCCGCUCAAUCCGACGAGCAGGCAGAAAUCCUCUCCCAACAAUCCGAAGUUAACUUCGAUGGAUCUUACCAACAUGCUUAUGAAACCGGAAACGGCAUCUCCGCCCAAGAACAAGGUGUCUUGAAGAACGCCGGAAGCAAGGAUGGUGAAGCCGAAGAAGUCCAAGGAUCUUACCAAUACACCGCUCCAGAUGGUACCCCAGUUAAAGUACAAUACGUCGCCAACGAAUUCGGUUUCCAACCACAAGGAGAUCAUCUUCCAGUCGCCCCAACUCCACCACCAGUACCAGCUGCCAUCCUCAGGGCUUUGGAAUACAUCCGUACCCACCCACAACAACCAGAAGUUGUAAAGAAACAUUAAAUUCCUGAUGAUCCGAUUUUCGUACUGAUUUUAUUGAGACUUCUUCAACUCAACUCAUUUU